Trypanosoma grayi is the source of this 1500-nucleotide messenger RNA. RefSeq names its product ion transport protein. Lineage: Eukaryota; Euglenozoa; Kinetoplastea; Trypanosomatida; Trypanosomatidae. The record is from RefSeq and is a predicted model, not a curated record. Gene Ontology annotation, cellular component: plasma membrane. Bases 1 to 1500 code for a protein of 499 amino acids. Gene Ontology annotation, biological process: potassium ion transport. The transcript has a single exon. Gene Ontology annotation, molecular function: small conductance calcium-activated potassium channel activity; calmodulin binding.
AUGGAACUUCGCGAGCGUGCGGAGCGGCUGAUGCGGCCGCAAGUCCCUACUGUCAUUCCGCCCGUGACCCCGAGCACACGUAGUUUGCGCCAAACGGAGCGGCGGCUGGCAAAUCACAGCUGGUUGCGUGGGGCGAUGUGCUUCCUGGCAGUCAUAUGCUACGGCCUCUCGCUCUUCGACGCGACAGUGGUGACGCACUCUUUCAUCCUCGUCCUUUCACUAGCGGGGGAGGCGGCCAUUGUCGGGAUUUACCGCAUCAAGGCGCGCACGCACGGCAUCACCAGCAAGGCGGGCGCGAGUCCCGAGGUGAGUGUCUUCCACUCGCCCUUGCUGGGCAAGAUGCUGCUGGAGAUGCUGGUGUGGAUCAUUCAGUGUCCGCCGCUCCCCAGCAGCGCGUGCAAUGGAUGGGUGGCGGGGCUUGACGGUAUGCUGGUUCUCCGCCUCUACGUACUGAUGCUGUAUGCGACGCAUUUCUCGCAUGCGUCGGUGUUUGGGCGCGCCAUUGCAAGUGUUCUGCGCAUUCGCGUCGGCCACCGCUUCCUGGUCCGCACGACGUUCCUGAUGGAACACCUGGUUGCCACCGUUUCCGCUAUCGCUCUUGGGCUGGUGAUCCUCGCUUGCUACUACGCCAAGGUGGAGGGAACAAGCUUUGGGGAUGCGCUGUACUUCUGCAUCGGCACCGCAUCUCUUGUAGGUCUCGGUGAUGUGACGCCCACGACAUUCUCCGGGCGCGCGACGGCUGUCUGUGCGAUGCUGUUCGGUGUGGCGGUGCUGUGCUGGAUAGUAGGCUGCAUGCACGAGGCGCUCUCGCUGAACGGGGCGGAGCGCAACCUCUACGCCCUCUUCCGCAGCAACGAGCUGUGCGACCAACUGCCAGCGCAGGCGGCGCGGCUCAUUCAACGCGCGUGGAAGCUGCACAUUGCGAAGCGACGGCAGCACAAUGUUGUCUCACGCCACAUCGCCGCGUUUCUGCUCUCGCAGGAGGCCCUUGCGUUUCGGGAGAUGCGGAGAGAGCUGUCGUUGUUCGAGGAGGCAUUUCUGCGCUCUACGCGCACCCUAGAGGAUUAUAUCUCCACCAUGCCCAUGCGCAGCUCUUCCGCGACGACGCCUCAGACGUCUUCUAACGUGUCGCCUCUCGGCACACCGCGUAGUCGACGGCCGUUCCCGCUAUUUCAAGAGAUGCGCGUCAAGGCCGAGAGGCGCUCGCCGACGCCACACUCAUCCGGAGAACUGCAGCAGCAGCGAGAAGUAAAGAAAGGUGCCGAUGCGCUGGGGAGAGGGGUGGGAAAGAGCCCCGCCGGAUUGGCACCGUUGAUGGUGCCCCGAUCGCCUGUGUUGCCGCGGGGUGCGGCGUCGCGGUUGGGGCAGGGGAAGGGCGCAGCGAAUGCAGCCGAACUGGAGCAGCGGCUUUCUAAGUUGAAGGAUGCAUUAGAGGUGUUGGUCGCCAACGCCGAGCGGUUGCAUGGCCGGCUUGGCAGUAGUCAUGGCGUCUCCGUGUAG